GUCAGUAUCUGCCAUAAUCAGCUAAAUUAUGGCGCUGUGUCGUAUCCUUCUCAGAUCCCUCCGACGAUCAUCCCCUCUCUCUCCCAGUAUCACAGCCUAUUCCUCCUCUGCAUCCACACCCACCAGUACCAAUUCUAUUCUUCAGCAGCAGCAGCAGCAGCAGAAUCACAACCUACUCUCUUCUCGCUCCUUUGCCUUCUCCUCGGCAGAAGAGGCCGCAGCCGAGCGCCGCCGCCGCAAGCGCCGCCUCCGCAUCGAACCCCCACUCCACGCCCUCCGCCGUGAUCCAAGCGCCCCUCGCCCUCGCCCCGACCCCAACGCUCCCCGUCUUCCUGACUCCACCUCUGCACUCGUUGGCCCGCGCCUAAACCUUCACAAUAGAGUCCAAUCCCUCGUCCGAGCGGGCGACCUCGACGGCGCCUCCGCCACCGCCCGUCAUGCAGUCUUCUCCAACACCCGCCCUACUGUCUUCACCUGCAAUGCCAUCAUGGCUGCUAUGUAUCGUGCUGGCCGCUACGAGGACGCCAUCGGUCUCUUCACCUUCUUCUUCAGGCAGUCGAACAUAGUUCCCAAUAUCGUCUCUUACAACGUCCUUAUCAACACCCAUUGUGAUGCUGGUCGCGUCGAUACUGGUAUCGAAAUAUACCACCACAUCCUUGCGAACGCACCCUUCAGCCCUUCUCCUGUGACCUACCGUCAUCUCACGAAGGGCUUAGUCGACGCUGGUCGGAUUUCUGACGCUAUGGAUCUCCUCCGUGAGAUGCUCAACAAGGGUCAUGGUGCCGACUCUUUAGUCUUCAACAUCCUUAUCGCUGGGUUCCUCAAUUCGGGCAACUUAGAGAGAGCAAAUGAACUCUUUGACGAACUUCGAGAACGUUGCCUCGUCUAUGAUGGAGUCGUCAAUGCGACGUUCAUGGACUGGCACUGGAAGCAGGGGAAGGAUACUGAAGCCAUGGAGUCUUACCGCAACCUUCUUGAUCGUCAAUUCAAGAUGAGUCCUGUCACUUGCAAUACCCUUUUGGAAGUACUUCUCAAGUAUGACAAGAAGGCAGAGGCAUCGGCUCUUUUCCACCAAAUGUUGGACAACCAUACCCCACCAAGUUUCCAAGCUGUGAAUUCCGAUACAUUUAAUAUUAUGGUGAACGAAUGUUUCCGACUGGGGAAGUUAUCGGAGGCGAUUGAGGUGUUUAAGAAGGCUGGAACGCAACCGAAGUCGAAGCCUUUUGCCAUGGAUGCAGCAGGUUACAAUAACAUCAUGGGAAAGUAUUGUGAACAUGGGUUGGUAUCGGAGGCAGAGAAGCUGUUUGGAGAAAUGUCCACAAAGUCAGUUAUUCCAGAUAUGAACAGUUUCAGGAUUUUGAUUGAUGCUUAUCUGAAAGAAGAGAGGAUGGAUGAUGUUGUACAUUUUUUCAAUAAAAUGGUGGUUGAAUCAGGUUUGAGAUAUAAUGCAACAUACUGCAACAAGGUUUUGGAUGAGUUGGUCAAGAAAGGUAAGGUUGAAGAGGCUGCAGAGAUUCUGGGCCGAAUGGGGGAGAGAGAUGUGAAGCCAACCCCAACACAUUAUGAGAUUGUUAUUAUGGCACUAUGCAAGGAGGGUAAACUUGACAAGGGUAGGGAUUUGCUUAGUCAGAUGUUGAGGAAUGGAAUCGUUGGUCCCCCUACUCUCCGUGAUUUUGCAUCUGAAACUUUUAGCAAAGAAGGGAGAAAAGAUGAGAUCGAUAGAUUAUUUGAAAUGAGGGUAGGAGCAGUUGCAGGUAGGCCGCCAUAUUCACCAACUCCUAGAACUUUUGCUGGUAUGCCGCCAUCAUCACCACCUUCUAGAACUUUUGGAGGUAUGCAGCCAUCAUCACCGAUGCCUCAAACUGUUGCAGGUAUGCCGCCAUCUUCACCAGCUCCUGGUACUGAAGCACAGGUAGCUGCUGGUUUUAGAGUCUGACACAACCAUGGCUGCCGUUGUUUCCCCUCAAUUUUGAUUUGAGCGAGAUGGAUGUCAUCUUAAUUAUAUGAGGAGUUUUCUCCUGGUGGCUAUUAAUGUAAAAGUGGCUGUUGGUAAUGAGUUCUUCCACAUCUGUCUGAAUUGAUGGAUAUGGUCGUUCUUUGAGUC
Telopea speciosissima is the source of this 2104-nucleotide messenger RNA. Its product is annotated as pentatricopeptide repeat-containing protein At1g10270-like. Bases 29 to 1936 code for a protein of 635 amino acids. Gene Ontology annotation, cellular component: chloroplast. Gene Ontology annotation, molecular function: protein binding. Lineage: Eukaryota; Viridiplantae; Streptophyta; Magnoliopsida; Proteales; Proteaceae. The transcript has a single exon. The record is from RefSeq and is a predicted model, not a curated record.